GAGAAGCACUUCUGUGAGACACGAACGCGAGUACACGGAAGGGUGGCUGAAGUCGCACGAUGUUUAUUGUUGAAGACCGUUUUGUUAAAGUCGUCUAACUGUAAUUGGCGCUGUCAUACUCCGUUGUUUCGAGAUCUUGUGACCUUGCCACUGGAGGAGUUAACGCAGUAGACCACACCCUGGCAUCAUGUCUAGCAAUGAUGAUAAGGUCAUCCCAGUGCGGGUUGCCCUAAGAUGUCGCCCUUUGGUGCCUAAAGAAGUCAACGAAGGAUGUCAGUGUUGCCUCACUUUUGUACCUGGGGAGCCUCAGGUGGUUGUGGGUGCAGAGAAGGCUUUCACAUAUGAUUACGUGUUUGAUCCAACUGCAGAGCAAGAGGAAGUUUUCAGCACUGCUGUGUCUCCCUUACUGUGUGGACUUUUCAAAGGCUACCAUGCAACAGUACUGGCUUAUGGACAAACUGGAUCAGGGAAGACCUUUUCCAUGGGAGGAACCUACACUUCAGCGCAAGAAAAUGAUCCCUCUGUUGGUGUUAUCCCACGAGUUGUCCAAAAUAUCUUUGCUGAAAAGGAGAGGAGAGAGGACUGUGAAUUCUGCCUUGCUGUCUCUUACUUGGAGAUCUACAAUGAAGAUGUCCUGGAUCUGCUGUGUACAGCGAAGGAUAAGCCUGCCAUUAGCAUUCGAGAAGACCCCAAAGAUGGAAUAAAGAUUGUGGGGUUGACUGAGAGGCAGGUGUUCUCUGCACAUGAGAUGGUCAGCUGUCUAGAGCUUGGCAAUUCUGUCCGCACCGUUGGCUCCACAGCCAUGAAUGCUGCAUCAUCGCGCUCACAUGCAAUCUUCACCAUCACGUUGGAGCAGCGCAGGAGUGGUGACAAAGUGGACUCUGUAAUAUCUAAAUUGCACCUUGUGGAUCUGGCAGGAUCUGAAAGGCAAAAGAAAACUAAAGCAGAGGGAGAUCGUUUGAAAGAAGGCAUCAGCAUCAACAGAGGCCUUCUCUCUUUGGGAAAUGUGAUCAGUGCCCUUGGAGAUGAAAGCAAGAAGAACACGUUUGUUCCGUACAGAGACUCGAAACUCACUCGACUGUUGCAGGACUCGUUGGGAGGAAACAGCCACACGUUAAUGAUAGCUUGCGUCAGCCCUGCAGACUCUAACAUGGAGGAAACCAUCAACACGCUGCGAUAUGCAGACAGAGCUCGUAAAAUCAAAAACAAACCUAUCAUUAAUGUUGACCCCAGAGCUGCAGAGGUGAACCGUUUGAAACAGCAGGUCCAGGAGUUGCAGGUGAUGCUGCUUCAUGCUCGUGGAGGUGUUGCACCUGUGCUUUCAGGGCAGGAGUCUGGAGAAAAUAUUAACAAGCUAGUGCAGAAGAACCGUGAUCUGCAGGAUGAGAACAACAAGCUGAGCAGAGAGCUGGGCGAAGCAGCUGGACAGACGGCCCUCAUGUUUGAGAAGAUAAUCAUGACCGAACAAGCAAAUGAGAAGUUACAAAGCAGACUUGAGCAACUGCGUCAACAUGCAGCAUGCACAGUUGAUCUGGAGAAGCUGUUGGAGGCUCUGGAGGACCAGGAGCUUAAGGAGAAUGUUGAAGUAAUGAAGAACCUGCAGGAUGUUAUUUUGGAGCUCAAGAAUGAGAGCGCUGGAAUUGCUGCCUCUAUUGAAGCGAUGACAGUGGCUGAAGAUGGAGUCGAAGGGAACGGCGAUUUGGACGCUUCUCCUGCGGCCAUCACUGCCGGGGCUGACAAGGACCCAUCCGACUCCUUUACAGCCAACCAUGCACUGCGCCAGGCCCAACUUUCAAAGGAGCUGAUUGAGCUCAACAAAGUGCUGCAUUUCAAGGAGGCUUUUGUGAAGAAAAUGUGCCAAAAUGACAGCCAGUUGGAGCCCAUGCAGUCUGAACAUCAGAAAAAUGUUCAGAGCCUCCAAUCGGCUGUAGAUGCACUGCAGAAAGAGAAAGAAACUCUUGUUCUGGCUCUUCAGUCUGCAAAGAAGGACACUAACCAGGCCAAGUUGAGCGAGCAAAGAAGAAAGAGGCUGCAAGAGCUGGAGAACCAGUUAGUGGACAUGAAGAAAAAGCUUGUGGAACAAUCUAAACUUCUCAAAGUCAAAGAGUCUUCUGUUCAGAAAGUUAGCAAACUGAUGCAGGAAAUUCAGGCCAUGAAGUCUCAGCGUGUUCAGCUCAUGAAGCAAAUGAGGGAGGAUUCUGAAAAGUUCAGACUGUGGAAGAAUAAGAAGGAUCGAGAGGUUUUACAGCUGAAAGAAAAGGACCGCAAACGUCAGUACGAGCUGAUGAAACUGGAGAGGGAUUUCCAAAAGCAGGCCAACACCCUGCGCAGGAAAACAGAAGAGGCUGCUGCAGCUAAUAAACGCCUGAAAGAUGCACUACAGAAGAGAAGUGAGGUUGCGGAGAAGCGCAAAGAUUCUCAGAACAGAGGGAUUGAAGGAGCCACAGCACGAAUGAAGUCUUGGCUGCUCAAUGAAGUGGAGGUGAUGGUAAGCACAGAGGAAGCUCAGCGCCACCUUAAUGACCUGCUAGAGGACAGAAAAGUCUUGGCCCAGGAGAUCAACCAUCUCAAACAACAAAUGGAGGCAGGGGAGCGACCGGCUGCUAAAAUCAGGCGCCGUACAUUGAUCAUCUCAGAGUUGGAGACCCAGGGGGCGCUUGAGACUCCACUGAGUAAACAGGUUGAGAACCUUGAGACAGAAAUGGGCCUCAGGAACGCGCAGAUUGCUGAUCUGCAGCAGAAGGUUCUGGUGGCUGACGGCGAGGGUCGCCUCAAACAGCGCAUUCACAGCAUCACCAGCAUUGUGGAUGCCAAGUCUGCCAUCCGGCUGUUGCUAUCUGAGCUGGUGUCAGCAAAGACGGCGAGUUCCAAGCUGGAGAGCGAACUUCAACAGGAAAAGGCAAACUCCCAAGAUGUGAGGAAGAUGUUGGCUGACGAGAGACACGUGAUGUCCACUAUGGAUGUGGAGCACCAGGAGCAGCUAGUGGAGCUGGAGCAGAGACAUCAGGAGAAGAUUCUGUACCUCCUGAAUCAGCUGCAGAACAAACCCAUAUGUGAAGAAUCGGACUCUCCAAAAGAGGAGGAAGCAAGUCAGAGAGAGAAGGAGCUUCUCCAGCGACUUAAAAUUCAGGAAGAGGAGCUGGAGAAGUUGCGUGAGUUGAGCGAGCAGAACCAGCAACUGGUGGAGCAGAACGAACAAUACAGACAGAAGUUCUCUCUGCUCCAUUUAGCAAGUGGAAAAAAGAUUCUUCUGCCUUCAACCAACAGUGAGAAGAGCCUAGAUGAUUCAUUUGACUAUGUUCCUCCCAAGCCAAAGGCCAAGCGCUUGACAACGGCGAAGGCACCCCUAAGCAUGGCCAUCAACAUGGAAGAGCUCAUGUCUCCCAGCGAGGACGACGAAGAGGAGGAGAGCGAGUGGCGUCCGGAGAAAAUAGAAAAAGGACGCAAAGCUCCAAAGAAGGCAAAAGCAACUGGGUGUGCGUGUAAAGGUCGCUGCAGCAACAAACUCUGCCGCUGUCGCAAAGGGAAGAUGGCGUGUGGGGAGAAUUGCCAGUGCGAUCACGAGAAAUGUCGAAAUAUGGAGGCUCAGGUCGAGGCGAACAAUGAUUCACAACAGACAGAAAAGACCGAGUCUUCAGUGGACCAGGCUCCAGUCAGUCCAGACAACGCUACCUUCUUCAAGCCGCCGUCCUGCACGCCAACCAAGAAGGUGCUACAAGAAAUUGGAGACAUGGGUCACACCACUGCUGAACGUUCCACUCCCCCAGAGGAAGAGGAGGAUUAUUUGGAUCAGGAUGAAGACAAGACAACCGUCAGCUUUCUGAAGAAAAAGAAAAGAAUUCUGACAAGUUUCCAGAACAGUUUUUUCUCUGGCUGCACUCCGAUCAGGGAAGAAUCCUAAGCCGGUGCGGCAGUUUCUGUAUGUUUGUCUGAACCGUUUGUCUCUUUUAUAUGUGGUUGAUUGUAACUUAGAUGUGGCUGUAGAGGAAGAUAGAGACUGUAAAGGCUGAGCUUGUGAUCUUCGCUCAUUUUCCUGCACAUUAAUGAUGUCAAUCUGAUUUUUUUUUUUUUUUUUUUUUUUUUUUUUUAGUUCUUACACUUGUUUUUAACACAUUUGUUUUUCCAUAUGAAGAAAUGUCAUUGCCGUCUUUAGUGGAUUAUUGAGAAAUAACUUAUUUCUUUCGUUGUAUAUGCAAUGAGUUUCAUCAGCCUUUUCAUGUUUUUGUUCAUGUAAAGUAGCAUGAGUA
Messenger RNA from Synchiropus splendidus (mandarinfish), 4247 nucleotides. It is a transcript of the gene kif4, whose product is annotated as kinesin family member 4. Gene Ontology annotation, biological process: microtubule-based movement; mitotic spindle organization. The transcript has 31 exons. NCBI's taxonomy places the organism in Eukaryota, Metazoa, Chordata, Actinopteri, Syngnathiformes, Callionymidae. The record is from RefSeq and is a predicted model, not a curated record. The coding region runs from base 188 to 3901 and encodes 1237 amino acids. Gene Ontology annotation, molecular function: microtubule binding; ATP binding; microtubule motor activity.